Molecule: messenger RNA, 1236 nt
Organism: Dovyalis caffra
Lineage: Eukaryota; Viridiplantae; Streptophyta; Magnoliopsida; Malpighiales; Salicaceae
Source: the annotation of a GenBank genome assembly
AUGCGAGGAUUGAAGAAAUCAAAAAGAGUUUGUUGGGCAUCAGAUGUUAAUCUUUGUCAGGCAAGGCUGUUCCUAUCGGAGGAAUCUCCUUCACAAGUCGGGUCGGGAAGCCAUCCUGCUAGCCAAUUGCAGAUUAAGGUGCCAGAAAUCCCUGUGAUAAAAUGGAGAUGUCCACCCAGGCUUAUCUUGAACUUGACUUGGCAAGUGGUUUCUGGGGAGGAAAGCAAAGAGAUGGAGGUUCAAAAUCAGAGAGAAAUGAGAGUGCUUGAAGCAGUUUAUCCUCGACCGUCUGCCAUUCCUCCAAACCCCGCGUUUACUGUGGACUCGGAAAGCUCUCAGUGUAAUGAUCAUCAAAUUCCCCUGAUUCCUAUUACCCCCAUUGAAGAUGAAGAUGCAGCAGAUGCACCAUCUGAUCUAAUGGGACCAUCAAUGGUUCCGAUGAGUCCACAAGCCCAACUAUUAGCGUCUUGUGUUCCAUCCUCCCAAAGCAGCAUUCCCAGCAUUCCAACUGAGAAACCCAAAAUUGAUCUCCCUGGUGUUGAACCUGAAGUAGCGGCUGCUGCAUCUGCUGCUUUUGCUGCUGUCAAUAAAAGCAACGAGCAGGGAAGUUUGAUAGACCAUGACCUGCUCAUUAAAAUUCUCAGCAACCCAAAAUUGAUUGAGAAGUUGGUCACUGAUUAUGGAGCUGUGGCCAAUGCACAGAACAUUCCUAAGCCCCCUUUGUCGGAUCCUCAACCUCCUCAUGCAACUUUGCCCAAUCCAGCUCAUGUUCAAAUGACUAGAACAGAAUCCAGUACACAAGCAUCAUUAACUGCGACUCCAAGUGGAUCAUUCUAUGCACAGCCAAAUGGGGCAGGAAUGGGGGUUCUUCCUAGUGCACGGAUUCCUCCAGCAGCAGUUCCAUCCGCAACUAUUGGAGGGACACAAGCGAAGGACAUAAACUAUUAUAAGAACUUGAUUCAGCAGCAUGGAGGUGAUAGGCAAGAAACACCCCAGCAGUUUGGUAGCCGUUACAAUCACCAUGUAGGAACAAACCAAGAUUUAGUUAAUUCUAAGUCAAGGGAAUCGAAACACAAGAUUAUGAAGCCUUGUAUUUACUUUAAUACUUCAAGAGGAUGCCGGAAUGGAGCCAAUUGUGCUUACCAACAUGAUACAUCGACCCAGCAAAAAGGCAGUAGCAUAGCGGAGGUGCAGAGCGCAAAGAGAAUGAAAAUGGAUAGGGAGAUCAGUAGCUAG